Messenger RNA from Dendronephthya gigantea, 4706 nucleotides. Its product is annotated as intraflagellar transport protein 140 homolog. The record is from RefSeq and is a predicted model, not a curated record. NCBI's taxonomy places the organism in Eukaryota, Metazoa, Cnidaria, Anthozoa, Malacalcyonacea, Nephtheidae. Gene Ontology annotation, cellular component: axoneme; ciliary basal body; intraciliary transport particle A. Bases 271 to 4620 code for a protein of 1449 amino acids. Gene Ontology annotation, molecular function: protein binding. Gene Ontology annotation, biological process: intraciliary retrograde transport. The transcript has 34 exons.
UCCUUCAUUGUUUAGAUGCAUUUCUGCAACGAAAUAAAAGUUGUCUUUAUUUUUCAUGUUUGAAAUUGUUUCAUCGUAAUAUUGUAAGAUAUGAAUGUAUUUUCAUUUAAUUCCCAACCUUAAAGUGUUGUAUAACGAAAGGAACGCGUCGAAAACUGUAAUAUUUCAUUGUUUACAUCACCAUUAGCAACGGUGGAUGAAUAGUUAACCAACCAAUCAACAGUCAUUGAUAUCAACAGUGGGAUUAAUAUGACAUAAUUCUUGAAAGGAAUGGCUGUAUACUUUGACAAUCGUAUUCAGAGUACAACCACUUCAAAUACAGAUCUCUUAUGGCAUGAUUCAUAUCCAUUACUUGCUGUUGCCUCUAAUAACUCAUCUGAUAAUGGUGGAUCUGUUAAUUUCUACUUGGAUGAGGGUGAGUUGCUGGAAGAGUCGUAUCUUAACAGACCAUCAUCUCAAGCAACAUCAAUGUCAUGGCAUCCUGUUCGUAAGAUCAUUGCUGUAGGAUGGACAAAUGGAGAGUUACUUAUAUGGAAUGAACAUGAACGAGACUUGCAUGAAGUAUACAGUAUCCAUAAGAGUAAAAUUAACACAGUCAGGUGGAGUUCUAAUGGACAGCGACUUGUUUCUGGAGAUCAGGAAGGUUUGCUGGGAAUCUGGAAAGCAGAUUCAAAAGGCAGGUUAUCUCAAGCACCUCUUUAUCAACACGACUGUGGCUCUUCUAUAACCUACUGUUUAUUUAAGCCUCUACUGGUGCAAGAAAAUCCUGUUGAUAUAGUUGGGCUGGCAAGAGCUGCUGUUAAUGGGGAUGAAAAAGCUCUGGAUCUUUUCUCAUCUGCAAAAGGAAAAAAACAAUCCUCAAAUCAACUUGUUAAUUCAUUUUUCUUUGGCACUGCUGAUGGAAGUGUUUUCUUUGUUGAUGACAAGGGUCAUACUACAACAUCCUUUGCAGUUGAUGGAUCUGUUAGAACUUUGUUAUAUUAUGAAGGAAAAGAAAUCUUGAUCACAGUAACAGAAAAUAUGAUGCUUACACAACAUUCUGUUGCAAUGGAUGGAAACAUUAAUGAAAUAAUGAAGGUGAAGAUCACUGCUGGUUCAGGAAGUCGCUAUAUUGUAUGGGCAGGUCAAGGAGUGUUAGCAACUGCCUCAGGAGAAACUGUUUUAAGAAUGUUGGACAUAAAUCACAAUGAGAAUUAUGUUUUGAGUCUUGAAAGUGCUGGUUAUGAACCAGGGGAAUGUAUAACAUGUAUUGCAUAUUCCUCAUUUAAAGGCAUUCUUGCUGGAGGAACUAAUCUUGGUAAAAUAGCGAUGUGGCAUUCACUGAAGAAUAAGACAGGAGCUGAUAUUGAUGGAGAAAAGAAAUGGGAAAUAUCGUCACCAUCAGUUAUACAAGAACAUGUUUUCCAAUUGCAGUGGGGUGGUGGCAAGGGUCUUCUUGGUGCUAAUGUUGGAUCAUCAGUUGUAAUCUUGAAAGAACAAGUUAUGAACUUUCAUUUCAAUAAUUUGGUGGGAGCAAUACAAAUAUCACCAAGCCAGUUAACCAUUGAAAAUUUUGCUACUGAUUAUUGUCAUGAUCUUAAAACAGAUAUACAUAUCAAAGGUGCAUACAUACUCAAGGAUCAUGUUGUGGUAUGGGAUGGUAAACGUGUUGUUGUCUAUGAAGUUUCAUCUGAUGUAGCAAUGGUCAGAGCUGCUGGGUCAUUCUCGUGUGACUCCCAAUCAGUUGUUGCAUAUGAUCAAAGUGUCUACACUAUUGAACCAGGGAAAAUACAAGUGCGCAAUUUUCAGGGAACUGUGAAGCAAGUUCUUGCAUUUCAUGAGUCUGAGGGAGAUCCAAUUAUGAUAAAUAUUUGUGCCUCAUACUUGGUUUCUGCAACGAACUUAGGCUACUUAAAAAUGUGGGAUCUUUCCAGAAGAGAGGCCAAACAACAUGGUCCAGUGAAACAUUUUGAUACGGCCGUUGUUGGGAUUGGAAAAAUCAAGUCUGCAAAAAUCAAUUGUUCUGGCAGCAAAGUUUGUGUCACUUGCGAGAAGAGCGAAGGUGUUGUUGAUCCAAGAUUAUUUGUGUGGGAUGUUGAGCUUGAUCUUCUGCAGACCUUCGACUUCAGUACUGGUCGUAAUGAUCAAGAAGUUGAGGGCUCAGAGCAGUCGUUUGAAUUAAGCGGAAGAUGUCCUGAUAUUCAGUACUGGGAUCAUGAUGAACCAAAGCUUCUGGUUUGUAAGGCUGUUUUAUCUUCUGGUGCAGCUGAUCAGGAUAACAGAAAGAAUAGUGAUCAGGUUUUGCCUGAUGCCGUGAUUGUGACGUUAUUCAGUACUCCUGAGAAUGGAAUUAUAUUAUUGGAUCAAUUUGUCGAGGAAGACAACUAUACAGGAUUUUUGGGCGUUCAAGUACCUUACUUAUAUUUUUCAAUAAAGAAAAGCGAAGUUCUGGAAGAGAAGAAAAGAAUUGGAGGCGCUGUUCUUCCUCUGGGUUCACAGCGAGUAACAACAAGACGAACAAUGAGAGGUUUUGUUGGACUUGAAGAUGGAAGCAAUGAAGCUAAACAGGCCAUGUUGAAUUUUACUUAUUUAUCUGCAAUCGGGAACAUGGAUGAGGCUUUCAAAGCGAUUAAACUUAUAAAAAGCGAGUCCGUUUGGGAGAACAUGGCAAGAAUGUGUGUAAAGACGAAGAGGCUUGAUGUCGCUUCUGUGUGUCUGGGAAAUAUGAAGAACGCAAGAGCAGCCAGAGCUUUAAGAAGAGCGAUGAAGGAACCAGAACAUGACGCACGCGUUGCUAUUCUUGCUGUUCACUUGAAUUUAUUGGAUGAAGCGGAGAGAUUAUACAAAUCAUCCAAGCGUUAUGAUCUCUUGAAUAAAUUCUAUCAAGCUCGAAACGAGUGGACGAAGGCAAUCGAAAUUGCUGAGCUUCAUGAUCGAGUUCACUUAAGAACGACGUACUACAACUUCGCUAAAUUCCUGGAAAUGUCCGGCAACGUUCAAGGGGCAAUUGCGAAUUAUGAAAAGUCAGACACGUUCAGAUUUGAAGUUCCCAGAAUGCUUUUAGACAACCCGAACCAACUGGAGAAUUACAUCAUGAAGACGAAGGACAAAUCUCUUCGUAAGUGGUGGGCUCAAUAUAUGGAGAGCAAUAGUGAAAUGGACGUUGCUUUGAAAUAUUACGAGGCUGCAAAUGAUAUUUUAUCUCUUGUCAGAGUUUAUUGUUUCUGUGGUAAUAUUGAGAAGGCAGCUGAAAUUUGCAACGAGACUGGCGAUAGAGCAGCAAGUUAUCAUUUAGCAAGACAGUUUGAGAACCAGGAUAAUAUCAAAGAUGCAAUUCAUUUCUACACCCGGGCGCAGUGUUUUAGCAACGCAAUACGCUUAGCAAAGGAUAAUGUGAUGGAUAGUGAAUUAAUAAAUCUGGCCUUGCUUAGCAAGCCUCAAGACAUGAUUGAUGUUGCUAGAUAUUACGAAAGCAAUUCUAACAUGUUAGACAAAGCGGUGAUUCUCUAUCACAAGGCGGGUGAGGUGUCUAAAGCUCUGGACCUGUGUUUUAAAACAGAACAAUUCUCAGCAUUGCAAAUGAUUGCUGAAGAUCUCACUGAAAACACGGACCCUGAAAUGUUGGCGCGAUGUUCUGAAUUCUUCAUGGAACAUGGGCAGUAUGACCGAGCCGUUGAACUGGCGGUUCUUGGGAAAAAGUACGUUGAAGCCAUGGAUCUUUGUCUUUCUCAUAACGUGAUGAUAACUGAAGAACUUGCUGAGAAAAUGACUUUAUCAAAAGACAGCAACAAUACCGAAUUACGAAAUAAGAUCUUAGAAAGGAUUGCUGAGUGUUGUAUGCAGCAAGGAUCGUAUCAUUUGGCUACUAAGAAAUUCACUCAAGCUGGGAAUAGAAUAAAGGCGAUGAAAGCACUUCUCAAAUCAGGGGACACAGAGAAAAUCGUCUUUUUUGCCGGAGUAUCAAGACAACGUGAGAUCUACGUGAUGGCUGCUAACUAUCUUCAGUCUCUUGACUGGAGAAAGGAUCCUGACAUUAUGAAAAAUAUAAUUGGUUUCUACACGAAAGGCCGGGCUCUCGAUUCUUUAUCAAGUUUUUAUGACGCGUGUGCACAGGUUGAAAUCGAUGAAUACCAGAACUACGAGAAGGCAGUCGGGGCGUUAUCAGAGUCUUAUAAAUGUCUUGGAAAGGCAAAAUUAAAGAAUGCUUCAAGUCAAGAAGAGAAAAUGGCGUUUAUUAAACAAAGAAUUGGUUUCAUCAAGAAAUUUGUUCAGGCCAAGAGAUCGUAUGAAGAUGAUGCUGAAGAAGCGAUUAGGCAAUGUCAGAUAUUAUUAGAAGAACCUGAUAUUGAGACUGCUGUAAGAAUAGGAGAUGUAUAUGGAAUCAUGAUCGAGCAUUUAGCAAGACAACAGAGUCACUCUAAGGCGUAUUCAUUGGUUCAAGAACUACGACAGCGCGUUCAGAACGUAAAUAUUUCUUUCUACGUGAACAUUAGAACUAUCGAAGAAAUAUACAAAGCCUUGGACAUUCCCAUGGAAGGCAGUUUGGGAAAGCAGGUUAUAACUAACGAGGGAGAAAGUGAAGAUGAAGGAGAAAUUUUAGAUGAAGCUGUGGAAGAAGAUUUUCCAAAUGGCUUUCAUUAAAACAAGUUCUAUGUACAUAUCAAUAAAACUAUGUUCUAUUAACUGGUAUAACCAUGCUAUACUAGUAUAUAUUAUAUAUUUAAAAC